Messenger RNA from Kuraishia capsulata CBS 1993, 303 nucleotides. RefSeq lists its product as uncharacterized. The record is from RefSeq and is a predicted model, not a curated record. Bases 1 to 303 code for a protein of 100 amino acids. NCBI's taxonomy places the organism in Eukaryota, Fungi, Ascomycota, Pichiomycetes, Pichiales, Pichiaceae. The transcript has a single exon.
AUGCUACGGGAUGAUACGAUAUUCGUAAAGCAAUCUAUUGGCUUGUCUUGCCUUUGUUCUAAAAAUUCUCCUCGUAUACGCAAGCCCCCCGUCUGCUCGUUCCCACAAGCUCCCUUUGCUUCGUCGACGAAGUGGUCUAUCUCGGCCAUCCUGAUAAGAAAGUCGCCGAUAUCCAAUGUCGUGUAUCCGGCCCAAAAGGGCAAACAACCCAAGAAACGGUAUUUAUCUUUUUCCGUAUCCAGUGAAGACCUUCCCGAAACGGGUUGCUCUCGAGCCCGCUUCAAACCUCAAGACGGCAGUUAG